GAGAGGGAGAGAGAGAGAGAGAGAGAGGAGUGGGUUGACAUCAGCAGCCUCCAGAAUCAUGCUUGCCAAGUGGAGAAAGGGAAGCUCAUCCCUGAAGAAACACCCAGAAUUUUUCAUAUUGCAGGCCUAACUGGAGAAUAUAAUACACUUGUACUGGAAAUUAUUAAGCAGCUUUAUUGCCAGAGGCUUCGGAUUAUCAGAUUUUUUUUUAUUAUUAUUGCUGGGAAAUCGGAAGCUCGAGCUCGGCGAGGCUGCCCUACAUUUUAUACUCUAUUUUCUCUAUGCGUGUUUUUUAUGUUUACAGUAAACUGUCUCGUGGAGAGAUCUUCAGGCGGAUGUUUGCUUCAUCCAUAAAGGCAUAAAAAACAUUCUGGACAGAAAAUUUGCCGACAGAAAUCCGGGAAUGAGGUGAAGAGCCGAGGCGCAGAGAAAAGGCAGAGUGGCGGACAUUGUGAAGCCGAAAACAGCCGCACACAGAAGAUGCACAAUUAAUCCAAACAGAGUCUUUUACAUCUCGAUACUCAGGACCGUAUCGGCACAGUAUGUAACACUGUUUCCAUGGUCUUAGCAUCCUGUUGUUUACAGCAAUCAAAACGACGUUAAUAUCGUCCCCAAGCCGUCCAAUUGUAAAGAAACAGGGCGGGUGAUUUGCCCCGACUUGUGUUCAGGUAAUAUUUACCUAUAGAUCAGUGUAACAUGUAAAGAUGUUCCACUGUGAUUUUGUGCACUAAUGUAAUCAAGCGAUUGCAGGACCUGGAGGAAAAACCACAGCGUUACUUUAAGGCCUGGAAACGAGGUGUGCUUAAAGACAAACACGCUAUAAGACAUUAGGAUACACGUGCCUCUUAAAUAUGAUCAGAUCAACUCAAUGGCAUUGAGUUCCCAGCUAAACUCCUGUGUUUUCCCAUAAUAUGCAACAUACUGUUUGGGAUCACUGACUGCACCCUUUUUAUAUCUGGACAAUCAAAUCUGCAGGUCUACUUCUUUCAGGAUACCAAAGUAAAAGUUUGGGCGAGAUGGGGAGUGAUGGUGAAAUCCUAAGCCAUGACUUGGCGAAGGUGUCUGAUGAGGACUUGCUGGCUUGCUCUAAAGAAGAGCUGGUGAGUCGACUGCGGAGAGAGGAGUCAGAGAAGAUGUCGGCGCUCAUUCAGCGUGGGCGCCUAAUCAAGGAGGUGAACAAGCAACUUCAGGGACAUCUGCUUGAAAUCAGGGAGCUCAAAGCCAUCAACCAGCGGCUGCAGGAGGAGAACCAGGAAUUGCGUGACUUGUGCUGCUUCCUAGACGAUGACAGGCUGAAGGUGAAGAAGCUGGCACGAGAAUGGCAGCUAUUUGGCCACCAUGCCGCCAAAGUGAUGCGGGAUGACCUGGGCGGCUACCUGAAGAAGCUCUCUGACCUGGAGCGUCUGCAGGAUGGUCUGGUCAAGGAGAAUCUGGACUUGAAGGAGCUGUGUCUAGUGCUUGAGGAGGAGUGUGUGAGCAGGAGUGAUUCCAGCCCUGGGGGAUCGACUGAGCUCAACCUGCCAUGUAUGGUGGCCCGGGACCUCGGGGAUGGAAGCUCGAGCACUGGGAGCGUAGGCAGCCCUGACCAGCUCCACCUGGUGUGCUCACCUGAUGACUGAGCGAGAGUUAAGAGAAAGAGAGAGGAUAAUAGCCAUUAUCCCUUUAUUCCUCUCAGAGAAUGACAGAGAAGGGCCUGAACGAAGUUAUGUGGGCCAACCCAAAGGAGCAAAGAAGUUUACGAUUUUAGUUGUCAUCAAACAUCUCAGCUGCUUAUGCUAGACAAAUAGAUAGGCCACAUUAGUCUUUUCUUUGCUUUUCCCUUUAGACUGUUGUUAAUCCCCCCCCCCCCCCAGUGUAGAUAGACGUUAUUAAUGUGAAUGAUAUUACUUUGCUUUAGAAAGCAAGCAUGAUUGCAAUAGUUCUAAGCUUUACUUUAGCUCUGUCAUAUUGUGUUUAUUAAAUUUUUUGAAAAGAAAGUAGUACAAGGUCACUGGGAUUUCCCCCCACUAAUCUCUUACAAAAGUGGUUGUAUAUAGACACCAACUGAUCAACUGGCUAUUUACCACCUGUUUUUACUGCACUGAAAUGAAUUUUAAGGGGGUCUCAUGUUUUAAUGAUGCACUAAACAGGGCUGAAACAAAUCUCAAAUGAUUCAUGUUUUUAAACUGCAUAGAGCCAUAAAAUGACCUCUUUGAGGUCAUGCACAACAGCACUGAAUCUUUUUCAAGGGUCUCUCAAGACCUCUGAUUUAAAAUGAAUGGAUUGCCAGUUAUUUGGCUGUAUGAAAUGUGCACUGAAACCGCACAUUCAGAAUUAGUACACUUUCUCACGAUUAUGAUGUACUAAAGUUGCUCUAGUAAGAUAUGUUACACUAAACCAUCUUGUUGACUACUACACUGGACACCAGAUAAUUUUUUUGCAUUGAUAAAUUUUAUUACGUAAUUACUCAGUGUACCAUUUUUUGUGUUUUUGAUUGUUGAUUUUAUGGGAUUUUACAUAGCUACACGCUAUGUUCACACACUGUCAACUGCACUGGGUACAAUGGUGUUUGUGAAUUUGUAAUAUUGUAUAAUUACUUUAAUUAUGUUCUUUAGCUUUUACCUAUAUAUUUUGAUUUAGAUGUACAUCAGUAUUACUUUAAUGUCUUUUUUUCCCCUGUUUAUAUCAUAAGAAUCUGAUUUUGUGUUUUUGGCUGUAAUCUUUGGGCCAUGGUUGUUGUCAGUAGGAGAGCUUUAAAUACACUUGAUUGAGCUUGACUGAGA
Molecule: messenger RNA, 2762 nt
Organism: Pangasianodon hypophthalmus (striped catfish)
Lineage: Eukaryota; Metazoa; Chordata; Actinopteri; Siluriformes; Pangasiidae
Gene: ccdc85b
Product: coiled-coil domain containing 85B
Exons: 1
Coding region: 1017-1619 (200 amino acids)
Biological process (GO): negative regulation of DNA-templated transcription
Cellular component (GO): nucleus
Source: RefSeq, a predicted model, not a curated record